Molecule: messenger RNA, 2556 nt
Organism: Catharus ustulatus (Swainson's thrush)
Lineage: Eukaryota; Metazoa; Chordata; Aves; Passeriformes; Turdidae
Gene: MYB
Product: MYB proto-oncogene, transcription factor
Exons: 16
Coding region: 67-2151 (694 amino acids)
Biological process (GO): regulation of DNA-templated transcription
Cellular component (GO): nucleus
Molecular function (GO): DNA-binding transcription factor activity, RNA polymerase II-specific; RNA polymerase II cis-regulatory region sequence-specific DNA binding
Source: RefSeq, a predicted model, not a curated record
GCAGGGCGCGGCGGCGGGCGCGGGCUCGGUCUCCCCCGUCCUCCUCCCCCAGCGGCCGGUACGAGGAUGUCCCGGAGACCCCGGCACAGUAUAUAUAGUAGUGAUGAUGAUGAAGAAGAUGUUGAGGUGUAUGAUCACGAUUAUGAUGGUCUGCUUCCGAAGACUGGAAAACGUCACUUAGGAAAAACCAGGUGGACCCGUGAAGAGGAUGAGAAGUUGAAGAAGCUUGUGGAGCAGAAUGGCACAGAAGACUGGAAAGUCAUUGCCAAUUUCCUUCCUAAUCGGACAGAUGUUCAGUGCCAGCACCGAUGGCAGAAGGUACUAAAUCCAGAACUUAUUAAAGGUCCAUGGACUAAAGAGGAGGAUCAAAGGGUAAUAGAGCUCGUGCAGAAAUACGGUCCAAAGCGCUGGUCUGUCAUUGCUAAGCAUUUGAAGGGAAGGAUUGGAAAACAGUGCAGGGAGAGGUGGCACAACCAUUUGAAUCCAGAAGUGAAGAAAACCUCCUGGACAGAAGAGGAAGAUAGAAUUAUUUACCAGGCACACAAGAGGCUGGGAAACAGAUGGGCAGAGAUUGCAAAGUUGCUGCCUGGACGAACUGAUAAUGCUAUCAAGAACCACUGGAACUCCACCAUGCGCCGAAAGGUCGAGCAGGAGGGCUACCUGCAGGAGUCCUCCAAAGCCUGCCACUCCUCAGCAGCUGCUGGCUUUCAGAAGAACAACCACUUGAUGACCUUUGCUCACAACCCAUCGCCACCUGGCCAGCUGCCGGUGGCCAGCCAGCCUCCGCUGAACAGUGACUACCCCUACUACCACAUCCCCGAGCCACAGAACGUUCCCGGUCAGAUCCCGUAUCCAGUAGCACUGCAUGUAAAUAUUGUCAAUGUACCUCAGCCAGCUGCUGCAGCUAUCCAGAGACACUAUAAUGAUGAAGACCCUGAGAAAGAAAAGCGAAUAAAGGAAUUAGAGUUGCUACUAAUGUCGACUGAGAAUGAACUGAAAGGGCAGCAGGCAUUACCAACACAGAACCACACAUCAAACUACCCCGGCUGGCACAGCACCACAAUUGCUGACAGCACCAGGACCAGUGGUGACAGUGCACCCGUUUCCUGUUUGGGGGAACAUCACCACUGCACUCCAUCUCCACCGGUGGAUCACGGUUGCUUACCUGAGGAAAGUGCAUCCCCUGCACGGUGCAUGAUUGUUCACCAGAGCAACAUCCUGGAUAAUGUUAAGAAUCUCUUAGAAUUUGCUGAAACACUCCAGUUAAUAGACUCCGGCAGUGCAGCUCCGUGGGUCCUUCUUCGCAAAAGGAGAGGGCACUGCAGCCCCUUAGCCAGUGGCCACGGUAGCACCUUGGUCCUAGCUGACGCCAGCAGCUCAACUCCUCCUAAGCGCUCCCCUGUCAAAAGCCUGCCCUUCUCUCCCUCGCAGUUCUUAAACACCUCAUCCAAUCACGAAAACUUGAACCUGGACAACCCUGCCCUUACCUCCACGCCGGUCUGUGGCCAUAAGAUGGCAGUUUCCAGCCCGUUCCACAGGGACCAGGCUUUCAAAGCUCAAAAGGAAAACCAUGUUUUCAGGACUCCAGCAAUCAAGAGGUCGAUAUUAGAAAGCUCUCCAAGAACACCCACUCCAUUCAAAAACGCACUUGCAGCUCAGGAAAUCAAAUACGGUCCUUUGAAGAUGCUGCCUCAAACUCCAACUCAUCUUGUAGAAGAUCUGCAGGAUGUUAUCAAGCAGGAGUCGGAGGAAUCUGCAAUAGUGGCUGGGCUACAUGAAAGUGGACCCCCUUUGCUGAAGAAAAUCAAACAAGAGGUGGAGUCCCCAACAGAUAAAGCUGGAAAUUUUUUUUGCUCAAAUCACUGGGAUGGAGAAAACCUGAACACUCAGCUCUUUACACCUGGGUCUACUAUGGAAGACGUGCCAAAUCUUCUUACCAGUUCCAUUUUAAAGAUGCCUGUGUCUGAAGAUGAUGAUAGUUUUCACAAAACAGUUGCAGUACCUAGAAACAGGCCACUAGCUAGUCCUCUACAGCAUCUGAGCAACACCUGGGAGUCAGCGUCCUGCGGGAAGAUCGAGGAUCAGAUGGCUCUGACGGAUCAGGCACGCAAAUACAUGGCCACCUUCCCCACCCGGACUCUGGUGAUGUGAGAGGGUCGACGCACAGAGAAGCAUUAUGGUCUUGAGAACACUUCACCUCCACUGGGAAAUUCCUGUUCCUCUGCAUGAGAACUUUUCACGAACGGGAGCAGAGCCUAUCUUUGUUGUGGUACAACAGUUGGGAGCAGCACAAAGUGCAUUUAGUCACUCAGCAUAUAUAUUCUUGUUGGAUUUCACCCAACUUAAGAGUUUGUGUUUUUUUAACGAUACUUGCCUAAAUUAUUAGGUAUUGAGUUUGAAUCAGUAAUUAAUGAUCUUAAGUGCAGUCUUAUAAUAAAGAUAAUUUUUCUUGUACUUUUUGAGAUCAAACAGACUUAAUACACCAGUAUUGUUAUUUCAGUGAUGUGCUAGCCAGGGGCGGGGUUUAGUUUGUUAUUUUUUUAUUUUGUGUUUUAA